AUGCUCUCCUCUCUCCUCCUGCCCAAUAAACUACCGCGCGCCGUGUCGUCGCUGCUUGCAUCCUCCGCCGCCUCAAUCGCAACCAAGGCUACGGCCGCGUGCGGCUACGGCCGCCGCCUGCUGCUCCGCCCAUCUUCGAACAGCUACAGCUACAGCUACACUUCCAGAUACAGCUACAGCUCUCAGCUGGUGGGGGUGCGGCGGAGCAAUACCGCCGCCGACAGAGAGGAGGUCAGCCAGAACCGCCAGGGCAACAUGAAGCUGGGAGUGGAGGUGAUGAUGAGGGUGGAGACUGCCGGCGUGAUGGGCGCGUCGGGCCACCCGCCACCCCACAGUGAUUUGCCACACCCCAUAAGGCCCGCGGAGGACCGGAUGAGGUCGUACGCCAGGUUCCCUGGAGUGGGCACACUACCGCAAGAUCCCGCCUCCAAGCGCGCCCCCGGUCUAGUCCACAACGUGUGGGGUAUGGACGAGCAGCGCCCCGCCUUCCCGCCCCUGGCUGCGGACGCCACCUGCGAUGUGUUGGUGGUGGGGGCGGGCAUGGCGGGGCUGUGCAUCGCCUAUCAGCUGGCCAAGCAAGGCCACGACGUGGUGGUGUUGGAGGCGCGUGUGCGCGGCGCGGGCCAGUCGGGGCGCACCUCCGCGCACAUCAUGCAGUGGAAUGACGACUUCUACAGCGUCAUUGAGAGCAAGUACGGCAAGGCGGGCGCCCGCCAUGUCGCGGAGUCGCACCUGGCCGCCAUUGACUUCCACGAACGGGUCGUACAUGAGGAGGAUAUCCAGUGCGACUUCACCCGCCUGGACGGCUACCUGUUUUCCCACGACGAUAAAUCGUCCACGCUUCACAUGCUCCGAGACGAGUUGGCGGCUUGCCACCGGGCCGGUAUGUCGGAUGUACGACUGGUGGACUUGGCCGGUGACCCCCGACAUGGCAAGCUGGGCCAGGCGCUGAUCUUCCCCAGGUCGGCCGAGUUCCACCCCCUGAAGUACAUCAACGGCCUAGCUGACGUACUGGCGAAGAAGUACGGCGUCCGGCUGUACGAGAAUACACACAGUACGGCGCGGGCCAACUAUUGGAGUACUGAAGAUACCUACCACUACAUACGGCUACAGCCGGGUGAUGUGGACGGCAACCAGCCGUACGACGUACUGCUAGUCGGAGGUGAGGACCACCAGACCGGGCAGUACCCGGGGAAGUACUCGGACAGCUGGGAGGCCCUGGAGGACUUCACUCGGGCGAUGUGGCCGCAGGCGGGGGAGGUCGUGUACAGGUGGAGCGGCCAGGUGUACGAGCCCAUCGACUUGCUCGGCCUGUACGGCCUGGAUCCACUGAAUCCGAUCAACGCGGUCAGCCACAUCAAGCGUUACAUCGCCACUGGUGAUAGCGGUCAGGGUAUGACGGGCAGCGCCAUCGCCGCCCUCAUCCUGGCCGACCUCAUCUCGGGUCGCCAACACCCCUGGGCUGACUUAUACAGCCCCUCGCGCAUCACCCCAGCACUGAAUGUCUCCAGCCUGGAGGAGCUGGGCAGUGAGGCCGCUGCCACUGUACGAGGUCUGACGGACACGGUGCUGCCCCGCAGCGCUCUGGGCCUGAUGGGGCACACGCAGGCAGAGCACCUCAAGCCGGGUGAGGGUGCGGUGGUCCAGGAGGGGCUUACGAAGGUGGCCGCAUACCGCUCCCGGGAGGGCCGCCUAAUUAAGCACUCCGCCAUCUGCCCGCAUAUGGGCUGUCUGCUGGAGUGGAAUCCCAACGAUGCCACCUUUGACUGCGUGUGCCACGGCUCGCAGUUCGACAGUUGCGGCAACUGUAUCAACGGUCCCGCCAACAACAACCUCAAGGAGCUGUUUUGA
This is a messenger RNA of Volvox carteri f. nagariensis, 1851 nucleotides long. RefSeq lists its product as uncharacterized. NCBI's taxonomy places the organism in Eukaryota, Viridiplantae, Chlorophyta, Chlorophyceae, Chlamydomonadales, Volvocaceae. Gene Ontology annotation, molecular function: 2 iron, 2 sulfur cluster binding; oxidoreductase activity. The record is from RefSeq and is a predicted model, not a curated record. Gene Ontology annotation, cellular component: cytoplasm. Bases 1 to 1851 code for a protein of 616 amino acids. The transcript is spliced from 16 exons.